Messenger RNA from Ctenocephalides felis (cat flea), 1233 nucleotides. Its product is annotated as mRNA-decapping enzyme 1B-like. Gene Ontology annotation, cellular component: P-body. Gene Ontology annotation, molecular function: enzyme activator activity; mRNA binding. Lineage: Eukaryota; Metazoa; Arthropoda; Insecta; Siphonaptera; Pulicidae. The record is from RefSeq and is a predicted model, not a curated record. Gene Ontology annotation, biological process: positive regulation of catalytic activity; deadenylation-independent decapping of nuclear-transcribed mRNA; deadenylation-dependent decapping of nuclear-transcribed mRNA.
AUGGCGGACGUAACGGAGUUGCGUAUGAAUGUGACAGCUUUAAAAAGAGUGGACCCGUACGCAAAAGAUAUUAUAGAAACUGCUCGCCAUGUAGCAUUCUAUUCAUUUAAUUCCGAAGAGAAUGAAUGGGAAAGAACUAAUAUCGAAGGGGCGUUGUUUAUUUAUUCGAGAAACGGUGAGCCCUAUCACGGCAUAUUGAUAAUCAACCGACUCAAUACAAGUAAUUUAGUCGAGCCGGUCGUCAAAGGAUUGGAUUUACAAUUACAGGAACCGUUCUUACUCUAUAGGAAUUCUAAUAAUUGUAUUCGCGGCUUCUGGUUUUAUGACAGAGAAGAUUGUGUAAAAGUCGCUCAACUUUUGUCUAGAUUAAUUGAGGAUUUGCAAAAGCAAUCCAUUGUUCCUACAGAAAACAUGAUCUCCAAUGGUGCGGCGAUGGGUGAGAAUUCUGAUAUAUUUACUAUGUUAAGCCGAGCUCAAGAGGAUUAUCACAAUCAGAAGAAAAACCACCUACCUACUGCUCAAGAAAUUUCUGGAGCACCCAAAACAGAUUUAACAUCACAGAGUGUGAUGGACUUCUUUGCAAAGGCUACCACAUCCAGUCAAAAUACUUUACCUUUAUUUGCUCCACGAAAAGCGGAGCCUUUAAAUGCUGAUCCGAAUAUAUUGCAAAGGCUUAUGUCAAACCCAGCACACAGUGUGGAGCAUAUUGAAAAACAACAAAGGUGUGUUACACCACAGAACAAUACUGGUUUAAAUACAGUCGAAGCAGGUCGGAGAAAAACAAACAAGGUUGCCGAUAUUGAUAAACAGCAUUCACUGAAUGAGAACAAUUUGAAUUUCAUACGAAUUACAUCUCCGAAUCAAAUUUCAAUGCAGAUUACCUUAAAUAACACAACGAACCAAACACCAGCUCUUAUGCCACCUACAAUGUUUACUUCAAAAACCAGUCAGGAUAAUAAUUAUUCCAAUACUUUAGAGCAAGCAGAUGUUUCUUUACGACCUGAACCUUUGACUAGAAAUCAGCUUUUGCAGGCAGUAUCAUAUCUUUUAAAAACAGACUCUGAUUUUGUGAAUAAGUUACAUGAAGCUUACCUUAAAUCUUUUAAUGAUAUUGUUCAGUGAGUUUCUUUUAUUAACGAAAUUGUUAUGUGAAUUGUUUUGAAUGCUUUAUGUUGAAUGUUUUUUAGUUAAGAAUAUGAUAUUUUAGUAAAGGCUAUGUAUGUUUCGUUGAGA